AUAUUUCAAAGUCAAUGCAAACUAAAACCAAUACUUAUAAUAAUUAUAUUGAAAAUCUUUAAAGCGAUAAUUCAAACUUGGACACUCAAUGUCGGCAGUUCUACAUUUUAGAAACUACAAAACGGCUAAAUGGACUCUUUCUGUUCGGGAAUAUCCUUAUUGACGGACUCCGAAGAACUGUUUAGUUUGUUCUUUUUCAGCUGUGUUUCCUCGAAUAGCUGUAAAAAACGCAACAAUAACAAACAAAGAGAGAACACGUCCCGAUUAGAACAUAUUCUCUUUGGACUAACAGUGUUAUUAGCAGCAUUGUCAAUUCUUUUAUUCUUUCUUGUACUGUGUUAUGCCUUAGGAAAUAAAACCAAUCAACGUGAAAGUACCAUAUGUUUAAACUGUGAUGAACUGAACUUCGCAUACAACCCUUUUCAUCAUGCAAACAAGGAUAUCGAUGCGUUAAGGCAAGCGGAAAAUUCUUCACUUUGUUGUGGACCCCUUCAGAACAUCUCCAAACUUCUUCUCGCAAAGGCAACAACGAGCAAACACUUUGAACAGUCUCAAACAGUCACUGUCGGAGACGGCUUUUACGAACUACUUUACGACGAUUGUGACAAAGUUAACGGCAUCCGUACUCCAAAAGCAAAGCUUGCUGGUAUUGUUGACAUCUCACCAAGUCUGACGGUUAAUGGUCAUUCAAAACUGCUCUGGAAUAGAUAUAACUCCACGUUUACGGAACACAACUGUAUCCAUCUCUUUCAAGAAGGAGAAAUCUUCAUCAAGCAACCGGGAUAUUAUAUUGUAUCCUCCAUGAUACAUGUUCGAAUACCAGCCACGACCAACAACACUUUAAAGUUAAGACCACCAACAACAAACAGUACGACUCUAUUCGUACAUCAUGUGGAUCUAUUAUCCCAUUAUUACGGACACACUCGAGUAUUGAUGCAAAGGAAAAGAUCGUUGGGACAAACCCAAAUGCUUCCCUUUACAAGUCUGGUUUCAGCUGUGUUUAAGUUUCAGAAGAAUGACCGUAUUUCAGUUUCCGUUUCACAUCCAGAGUAUAUCAAUUUAAAUCACACUAUGGAUCACUUUUCUGUUUACUACUCUUAUGAUUUUGAAUAAUAAUUCAACGGUCAGUGGAAUGCAGUCAAAUGGACUGUUAUUAAAAGAGAAGGAAGGACAUAUUAUCGUUUGGAAUGAACAAAAUACAAUAAUCGUUAUUAAAGUCGGGUAUAUGAUAACAAAAAAAAAUAGCCGCAUGAGCUUUUUUUUGUAACGACUCACUAAACGACGGACACAAAAUGUAACACCAUUACAAACAUAUAACAGAAGAAAAUCAAAAUGGCGUACGUUUCAAUGAAUGAAUGAAUGAACACCUGGAAAUUAAACCAAACGGCGAAAAAAAAGCAAUUAUUUCUGUUUCAGUGUAUCAUUUUUAUAAAAACCGCUCCAAGUAUAUGUUAUCAAACGAACUUGGUUUAUCAACAUGAAUGUCAUAUUUGUGUACACGUUUUACUCUUUGACUAAGAAUACUUCUACAUUUUUGUUCUAGUUGAUAUUUCUAUUGAUUGUUCUGAAGAAUA
Molecule: messenger RNA, 1574 nt
Organism: Mya arenaria
Lineage: Eukaryota; Metazoa; Mollusca; Bivalvia; Myida; Myidae
Exons: 6
Coding region: 130-1113 (327 amino acids)
Biological process (GO): positive regulation of transcription by RNA polymerase II; tumor necrosis factor-mediated signaling pathway; extrinsic apoptotic signaling pathway via death domain receptors
Cellular component (GO): membrane; cell surface
Molecular function (GO): tumor necrosis factor receptor binding; CD40 receptor binding; cytokine activity
Source: RefSeq, a predicted model, not a curated record